Colletotrichum truncatum is the source of this 780-nucleotide messenger RNA. RefSeq lists its product as uncharacterized. NCBI's taxonomy places the organism in Eukaryota, Fungi, Ascomycota, Sordariomycetes, Glomerellales, Glomerellaceae. The record is from RefSeq and is a predicted model, not a curated record.
AUGAAGGCUACCGCUCUCCUCUCCCUUCUUCCCCUGGCCUCGGGCAAGGUCCUCUGGGACGGCCGGUUCAACGACCUCACCUCCUCGUCCGACCUCAACAAGUGGUCGUGGGCAAACCAGGUCGGCCCCUACCAGUACUACAUCCACGGCUCGGGCGACGUGACCAAGUACGUCAACCUGUCGCCCAGCUACAAGAACCCCAACGACACGGCGUCGAAGCAGGGCGUCAAGAUCACGCUGGAUAGCACGGCCUACUGGAACGGCCAGAACAUGCGGCGCACCGAGCUGAUCCCGCAGACCAAGGCGCCCAUCGCCUCGGGCAAGGUGUGGUACCACUUCUCCAUCUCGCGCAAGGACACCAACGCGCCGUCCAUCUACCGCGAGCACCAGAUCGCCUUCUUCGAGAGCCACUUCACAGAGCUCAAGUCCGGCUGGAUCAGCGGCGAGCAGGCCGUCAGCAACCCUAACCUGCAGUUUAUGGUGCAACAGCGCAGCCUCUGGAAGACGGAGUGGAAGCCGAACGUUUGGCACAACAUUGCCUACGAGAUUAACUUCUCCAGUGGCAGUGUUGGCUUCUGGCACUCCGAGGGCGGCGCGCCGCUGCAGCAGGUUGUCGCUCCUAUUUCGGCUUCGACAUCUUCCAACGGCGCGGACUGGCACUUGGGUGUUCUCGAGCUUCCCCGCAGCGGGUACUCCGAUACUGAUGAGGACUUUUAUUUCUCUGGUGUGUACAUUGAGGAUGGUGCCAUCACAACCUCUGUCACGGGACCUGCUGCAUAA